Messenger RNA from Peronospora farinosa, 1032 nucleotides. The record is from the annotation of a GenBank genome assembly. Lineage: Eukaryota; Oomycota; Peronosporomycetes; Peronosporales; Peronosporaceae.
AUGAACCGCAUCGAGUUACAAGAUGUCGUGGCCGAUUAUCGUGCCAUGAAACCGGUACCAGAGCUUAUACAGAAGAUCAAGACACAAUUUAACGAAAAUCGACAGUGGGCGUCAUUGGAAUUUCAGGUUCAAAUGAUACAAGUGGUGGUAAAUGAUCCUGUUUGUAUUGAGUUUGCACCGCAAAGAAAGUAUACGUAUAAAUUACUCAAAAAUUACAUCGAUGAGAUUGAAAUGGUGCAUGCUGAAGCUGAAAACGGACUAAUGGAAGCAUUUAUGGACCUUGUGCUGAAUUCCAAGCUGGUCGAUGAUUCAUUUAAUGCUGAAGCCAUGCAUCAUGUAUCGUACACGGUACCUACUGCUAACUCGUCUGUCAUUGUGACUUGUCGGGUAGCGUCGGUGUUUAAUGAGGUGGGACUGAAGCUUUGGGAAGCUGGAUGGCUCCUUGCCGAGUAUGUCAUUGCACACAAGAGCGAGUUUUACGACAGGAAGGUGCUUGAGCUUGGUGCAGGGGUGGGCUUUACGGGCAUGGUGGUAGCCUGUGUGUGUCGGUCGAGUCGUGUUGUGCUCACGGACUACGCACCGACUGUAAUCCAAAACUUGCGUUACAAUGUCGAGAUCAACUCGCACAAAUUUAUCUGCCCUGUUGAGGUCCAGACGCUGGACUGGGAAACAUGGCAGCCAACGGAUCAUGAAGAUGAACACCCAAACAUUUUGCUAGCAGGAGACUGCGCCUAUGAUGUUGAAGCUUUUCCAGCUUUAAUGCAUGCUCUCCAAGCAUUCUUUGGAAAAGGAGAAGAAAGCACGUAUCAACAACCGCAGCGCGUGGCGAUUUUUGCGGCUACCAUUCGCAACCAGAAAACGUUCCAGGAAUUUCUCGAUCAGCUUGCUAUGCACCUCAUCGACUACGUUGAUAUCACGACGGCUGCAAUGGAAAAGAUAGGAAAACAAACUUUCUCAUAUCCAAAUCGGGAACAGAUUCGCAUUUGUCGCUUGUCAAAAAGUAUUCCUGACACGCUGGCAGACAAGAAAUAG